Notolabrus celidotus (New Zealand spotty) is the source of this 584-nucleotide messenger RNA. RefSeq names its product cytochrome c oxidase subunit 6B1. The transcript is spliced from 4 exons. NCBI's taxonomy places the organism in Eukaryota, Metazoa, Chordata, Actinopteri, Labriformes, Labridae. Gene Ontology annotation, cellular component: mitochondrion; respiratory chain complex IV. The record is from RefSeq and is a predicted model, not a curated record. Bases 140 to 400 code for a protein of 86 amino acids.
AUCAUCAUGAUAGCUCUGCACGGCUGCGAUGAGGAGCGCGCGCGUGGAGCGCACAGUCCUUAUCAGAGGAGACACUUUACAGAGUCCAGUAUAAAAGUCACUCUAAGCUCGAGCCAGCGACUGCCACAGAGAGGUGAAAAUGGCUGAGGACAUUCAGGCCAAACUUGAGAAGUACCGCACGGCUCCCUUUGACGCCAGAUUCCCCAACCAGAACCAGACCAGGAACUGCUGGUCCAACUACCUGGACUAUCACAGGUGCAAUAAAGCUCUAGACGCCAAAGGAGUGGACACUGCCCCCUGUGAUUGGUACAAGAGGGUCUACAAAUCACUCUGCCCCAUGUCCUGGGUCCAGAAAUGGGAUGACCAAAGAGAAGAGGGGAUCUUCCCAGGAAAAAUCUGAGCCAGGCAUGCCCAAAGCUGUGGUUCUGCAGGAAUGUAAUCUUUUAAUGGUGGGAGAAGAUGUCUGUCUACACCGCGUUUAAACUACUGAUGCUCUGCUCUAUAACUGAACGGUCAUUCCUUAUACAUAACGAAAAAUGUACAGCUGAGUCUGUAUUAAAAUACCUCAGGAGAUAUACAAGUUA